Molecule: messenger RNA, 1553 nt
Organism: Chenopodium quinoa (quinoa)
Lineage: Eukaryota; Viridiplantae; Streptophyta; Magnoliopsida; Caryophyllales; Amaranthaceae
Exons: 2
Coding region: 221-1342 (373 amino acids)
Source: RefSeq, a predicted model, not a curated record
UAUAAUCAUGCCCAUGAUCUUGAACAGUACAAUAAUUCUUUCCCUAAUUUCAGCUUGUAUUUAUUUACUUUUCCUUUCUUACGUUACACAGCUUGUAUAUAAAUAGCAUUGUAAUCUUCUGUAUAAAUCAACACAAUCAAUAUACAACUUUAUACACUCUAUAUGGUAUCAGCCUAACCGAUCCUUCUCCCACACGCUCUCCUCCUCCUUCUCCACGGCAAUGGCAGCUUCCUCCUCCUCCUAUCAAAUUCCCAACAUUGUUGAUUCCACCAAGCCCUUUAUCUUUGUCCACAUACCCAAUGCUAUCAAACUUACCUCCACAAACUACCUCUCAUGGAAAAUGCAAAUAGAGGCUAUCUUAAUUGGCCAUGACUUAUUCAAAUUUGUUGAUGGCUCCUAUCCUUCUCCCACAGCCACCAUCACUCACGAAACUACUGAAAUUCCCAACCCCGAGCUGUCCUUUUGGACACGCCAAGACAAGCUCAUUUGUGGUGCUCUAAUUGGCACUCUCUCCACCGAUUUAAUGCCUCUUGUCUCUCAAGCCCAAACAUCCAAGCAACUUUGGGAUAUUCUUGCUAAAACAUACGCUACUCCUAGCCGUGGUCACAUUAAACAACUAAAAGACCAACUUCGGCGUAUUACCAAAGAAGGUCGAUCAAUAACCGAACUCAUGCAAGCUAUCAAGGCUUGUGCGGAUCAACUUGCCGCCCUAGGGAAAAAUGUGGAACAAAAGGAUCUUAUUAACCGUGUCUUAGCCGGUCUAGAUGACUCAUACUCCUCUGUCAUUGAGUUUGUGAAUGCGAGAGAUACUCCUAUCUCUUUUGAAAAGUUACAUGAAAAACUUAUCAACAAAGAACUAUCUUUGCUCCAAAAUAGCACAAACACAACCCUCCCUGCCACCGCCUUUGCUGCCACAACAAGGCCAUCACACCGAAACACCAACACUCAUUUUCACCCUUCCUCACAAGGUCUCCUUCCCACUCCUACAACCACCUUCAAUAGGCAACCUCGACCUUUCUUAGGAAAGUGUCAAUGGUGUCGUGUUCAAGGGAAUGUCCUCUCCAAAUGCCCUGAUUUUGCACGCCUAUUCCCAAAUGCAAAACCCCCUUCAACUAAUUUUUCAUCCCCCUCUCACUCCUCCAAACCGCAAGCCAAUGCGGUCACCAUACCCUCCACCACCGCCUCUUCCUCUUUACCAUGGAUUCUUGAUAGUGGCGCCUCUCACCAUGUCACCAAUGACAUUGCUAAUCUUUCUUUCCAUGAUCCAUAUGACGGCACCGAGAAGCUCCUUGUAGGUGAUGGAUCUCAAAACAGGGGCGUCUCUAUUCCAAGGGAAAUCUAAUGCGGGGAUCUAUGAAGUUUCUACCGUUUCUCCUAAACUAUAUACAAGCACAAAAUCAUCUUCUUUAGAUUGGCAUCAUCGUCUUGGACAUCCUUCUAGGAAUGUUUUUAGACAUAUUAUCUCUCAAAAUAAUUUAAAUGUUCCUAAUAUCUCUACUCUAGAUUGUAAUUCUUGUGCUUGCAAUAAAAGUCAUUGACUACCUUUUUCUUCA